AGAUAUACAUAGAAUUUGAAGAAAGCGGUGACCUUGGUCUGCGCAGAAGUGCAGCCAGCUUGGAAGGCAUCCUUUGUGAUCGCUGGAUCCUCUAUUUCAAAAGUACCGGAGAGCGAGAAUCUCCUGCUCUAGUCGGUACUUUUAGAGAUUGGGGCCCGCGGGUAUUGCUGGGUGAUGGGCCAGGCAAAACG
This is a messenger RNA of Acaulospora colombiana, 191 nucleotides long. The record is from the annotation of a GenBank genome assembly. NCBI's taxonomy places the organism in Eukaryota, Fungi, Glomeromycota, Glomeromycetes, Diversisporales, Acaulosporaceae.